Momordica charantia (bitter melon) is the source of this 1264-nucleotide messenger RNA. RefSeq names its product lipid phosphate phosphatase epsilon 1, chloroplastic. Gene Ontology annotation, molecular function: dolichyldiphosphatase activity. NCBI's taxonomy places the organism in Eukaryota, Viridiplantae, Streptophyta, Magnoliopsida, Cucurbitales, Cucurbitaceae. Gene Ontology annotation, cellular component: intracellular membrane-bounded organelle; endoplasmic reticulum membrane. Gene Ontology annotation, biological process: lipid biosynthetic process; protein N-linked glycosylation. The record is from RefSeq and is a predicted model, not a curated record.
ACCAUUUAAUUUUCAUCGUUUUAGUAAAAUUUUGUGCAAUUCCCAUGAAUUUGGUGAGGGCACGGAAGCCGCCGAGCGGCUAUGAAAUUGAACGGGUCGCUUUUUUUUUUUUUUUUUUUUUUCUUUCGACGUCCUAUUAAGUAUUAAGAAGCAGCCACACGAUGAGGCUAUGGCGGCACAAAUUAAAUAUGCUUUCUUCCCCUCAUGCCUUAACGGAGAAACUGCGCGUUAAUGGAACCCAGAAGGUUUCUUUCAGCAGUGUUCAUCUUCUUCCCUCGGAAUGCCCUUGACAACCUCUCGGAUUUUGACCCAAAUGCCUCUGUUAUCAACCGCCCUUAGUUUUCAGCCUUCCUUCAAAACCAUCUCCAAUAGAAAAUUGAAGCUGCAAUCUGCGAAACCCACAUCGUCUCUUGGAUUCCCUCCCUCGAAUCUUGUUUUAAUUCGUAGGUUCGUCGCUGGGGAAGCUCUAUUUCGGAAGCACAGAGUAUUGGGUCAUUGCGGCAUGACUGAGAUGACCAGAAGUUCUUCUGUUAGGUGUGGCAAUGGAGAUGAAGGCUUUAGAAGCUUAGAGACUGAGUCGUUUUUUGAUGGGUCAUCCCAGUUUCGUCCUGAGAUUGCAGCUGGUGGGUUGGAAGCAAUUCUCAAUAAAAUGAGCAAGUGGCUUGUAGCUGCCCUCUUUACUGCUAUACUUCUUUUGAGGCAUGAUGCAGAAGCCUUGUGGACCGCCAUGGGAUCUGUUAUAAAUGCUGUACUUGCUAUGGUUCUGAAAAGGAUUCUAAACCAAGAGCGGCCUAUUGCCACAUUAAGAUCUGAUCCUGGAAUGCCCUCUUCUCACGCACAAUCCAUAUUCUUCAUAGUUGUAUAUGUCGCCCUGUCAGCGGUGGAAUGGCUAGGUGCUAAUGCAAUAUCAUUGUUUAUCUGUGGACUUUCCUUGAUAUUUGGUUCAUAUUUUUCGUGGCUACGAGUUUCGCAGAAACUACAUACUAUCAGCCAAGUUUUGGUUGGUGCAGUGCUGGGUGGUUCCUUCUCCCUUUCAUGGUAUUUGUUCUGGAAGGCUGUGGUUAUGGAAGCUUUUGCAGUAAAUUUGUGGAUACAAGUAGUUGUUGUAUUGGGGGCUUCUGGAUUCAGUGUAGGUUUCGUUACCUAUGUCAUAAACAAUUGGUUCAAGGAUGAAAAAUAAUUAUAGUGACAUGUACAGUUUUAUGUUGUAUGUGUAACUGAGAAGUAUUAAUUUUUAAUGGGAUCUUUCAGUGUCUUUUCCUGA